CUUGUGUCCAGGACUGUGCGGGUUGCUAUGCAAGUGCCGGUCGUAAUGACAAACUCCUUGGGACAGAAGAUCUCCACUGUGGCCGUGCAGUCAGCGAACUCUUCACUCUUCACUACAGCGCCCACCAACACCGGCUCAGCAACCGGUGCAAACGCACCCAAAGUCCUAAUCCAGACCAUGCCAACAAUGGUUCCCGCCACGGCCGAGAACGGUGACAAGAUCACGGUCCAGCUCGCCAAGAUAAUCACCAUCCCAGCAGCCCAGCUCACACAGUGCCAGCUACAGGCCAAACCGGGCAUCAAUCUGAUGGGCGCCUCCCUUGCUCUCCGAGCCCUUGCGCCCAUGUCUGUGGCGCCGGGGGCGCAGGUGGUCAGAUUGGCAGUUCCAGCCCAGCAGAGUCCAGCUCAGGGGAAGACGCAGGUCCCCGUUUCAAUCCAGACGCAAACUCAAUUCCCAAUCUCCGUUCAGAUGGCAUCUACUCCGGCAUCAGUUCCAGUUCAGAUCCAGAUUCAACAGAGCCAGCUUUCUCCAAAAGCAAUAAGCGCAGAGUCGAAACCCGACAGCACUUCGGCAGAACAGCCUGAGCAGGACAAUCCCACACAGGAAGCAGCAGCAGUGGUGAUCGAGGAAGGUUCAAAUCCACAGACUGAAGCAGAGAGCUGAAGAGUGAUGCCUUUUGUCAGUCAUGAACAAUAAUAAAUGAACUUAUAUUCCCCAGAUACCAUUCAGUCACAUUCUGGGAGUACAAACUGGAGAUUUGUUGACUUGUACAGUUUCGGAGUUCAAUUGUGGUUUCAUUUUAUAUGUAAAAAAAAAAAAAAAUCAGGCAAAGACCACAAUUCUCACAUCAUGUGGAUUAAAUCUGGAUGUCCAUCAUUUCAAUUAUGAGUUAUUAAAGGGACCAAUGUAAAGGACA
Sinocyclocheilus rhinocerous is the source of this 916-nucleotide messenger RNA. RefSeq names its product ETS-related transcription factor Elf-2-like. Bases 28 to 663 code for a protein of 211 amino acids. Lineage: Eukaryota; Metazoa; Chordata; Actinopteri; Cypriniformes; Cyprinidae. The transcript has a single exon. The record is from RefSeq and is a predicted model, not a curated record.